AGACAAGACCAGACCAGACCAGACCCCGACCCAUCCACUCAGUCGUCCUGCCUGGAACCCUCUGAGUCUCCCGGACUGUUCGACCGCUGGCCAUCGGCUGGCUUGCGUUGCUGGCUUUGGUAUGUCUUCUUUGUGAUCGCUGUCGCUGGCCUUCUGCCCCUGUUGUCCUUUCGUCUGUCGUUGCGCCCGCCCGGAUGGCGAUGGCUUUUGCUCAGGCGCAACAUGCGCCCGUCGCGAUGACCUCCCCUCGCCCCCCCCAAACAAGUUCCUGUGCAUUGCUUUCCUGCCCCGAUCAUGUCAUGAUGCGAGCUUGUCGCGAUGGGAUCGCGUUCGAUGGAGCUCCCAACCUGGCUGACCUUGAUGCGCUGUCUCCCCAGGCCCUUCCAAUGAUGCUAUCGUAGCAUUCGCCUCGCCAUAUUUGUGCCCACCAACGUGUCUCCGUGUGAGCAGACACGCAUAACUAUCUCCUAGAAAGAAACAAUGUCAUCCGCGGACCUUCCCGCAGGGACUUCUUCGAAUCCGGAAUCCUCUUCGCAGGACCCCCAGCCGGAUGGAGUCCAGAAUGGCUCCAGCUCCGCCGUCGUAGACGCCAACGCAGAGAGCUCGAACCCGGCUGCGGACCAGGGUGCCAACGGGACCUCCCAGGACGCGAUCGUGGAAGGGAAACAGAACGCGAAGGCGGUUCUGGCAGCGUCAGGGGUCUCUGUCGGAGAGUCUCAAUCGGAUGAGAACCAGCGGUCCGCAUCUCCCCAGUCGAAUGGCGCGAAUGGCACGGCGUCGAGUAGGAAACGGUCGCGUUCCGGCUCUGCGGUGCAGUCCUCUUCGCCUACAGAAAGCUUACCAGUGCGCGUUCGUGAAACGCCAACAGACAAGAUCCUCCUGGAGCAGUAUGUCUACCGGGAGUUCCACCACUCCGCCCUGGAAGCGUGGCAUAAUCCCAGCCAAGAGAUUCUCCAGCAGAAACGGGCAGAGCGCGAUUAUUAUCUGGCGUUGCGGCGGGAUAACCAGACCAACCCUGCGGCUCUCUAUGGCGCUGGCUACGAAGGGUAUGGCAAUGCGCGGACGGAUCUGAGGAAUCAGCAUCCGCAAUUACUCUAUCCGUCCAACCGCCGUCGUCCGGGGGGCAGAAAGUCUAGAGAGUUACGGAUAUCCCGUAAGGACAUGAAGGUUCAGAACGAGCAGAUCGAAGACCUCGUCCCUAUUCGGUUGGAUAUCGACUGGGACAAGAUCAAGAUCCGAGAUACAUUUACUUGGAACCUGCAUGAUCGAGUGACGUCUCCCGAUCUCUUCGCAGAGAAGUUCGUUGAGGACCUAGGUCUCCCUCUUGAAACAUGCGUCCCGCUCGUACGCCAGAUAUCCCAGGCGAUCCAGGAGCAGAUUGUGGACUACUAUCCGCAAGUGUACGUCGAGGAUGAUCCCCUAGAUCCUCACCUACCGUAUUAUGCGUACAAAAACGACGAAAUGCGCAUUUUGAUAAAGCUGAAUAUAACCAUUGGACAGCAUACGUUGGUUGAUCAGUUCGAAUGGGAGAUGAACAAUCCCUACAACUCUCCCGAGGAGUUUGCGCUGCAGAUGACAAACGAUCUCUCUCUGUCGGGAGAGUUCACCACCGCCAUCGCUCAUUCCAUUCGCGAACAGGUGCAGCUAUUCACCAAGUCCCUCUACAUCCUUUCACAUCCCUUCGAUGGCCGUCCCAUCGAGGACCCCGACCUCAAAACCGCAUUCCUCCCGACACCCCUCUCCACGCCAUUCCGGCCAUUCCAGGCCGCCAAGGAAUUCACUCCUUAUCUGUACGAGCUCAAUGAAGCCGAGCUGGAGCGUACAGAGGUCUCCAUCUCCAGAGAGCAGCGACGGCAGAAACGGUCAGUUAACCGUCGUGGUGGACCGGCUCUGCCAGAUCUCAAGGACCGCCAGCGCACCAUUCGAACGAUGGUUGUGUCGUCUGUUAUACCAAACUCUGCUUCCUCAGUAGAGGAGAGCCACCUCUUCAAGCGGUCAGGUUCAGGUCGCAGUAGGCGCUCUGUGCCCGGCCAGCGCGAUGGAGGCGACGAGACGGACGAGUCUGACAGUGAGGAUUCCUCUGCGGGUUCUCCUGCCAUUGGCACCCAUCUCGCUCAAGGCACGGCUCGGACAAGAGGCAUGAGAGGUGCUGCUUCGGCUGCACAGGCGGCCCUUCGGUCCAACCUUGGCCAUUCUACGACGCCUGAACCGUCGUUGCACCACCACGAAACGAGAGUCUCUGCCCGAAGACGUGAUUACCGAGAAGAGAGCAUGGACGAGCCGGAUAAGCUCAUCGUCAAGCUCAAGAUCAACAGAGAGCGGUUGCGCCAAUUGCUUCGAGACAUGAAGAACAGGAAUAGACCCCAGUCAGCCUCUAGUGUCACUGGCCCUACGGCGGCUCCUCAGACGUCCCAGAACAGCACCCCAAGCGCUGCACCAGCAGGCUCAAUGCCGCCACCGCAAUCCCAGCUUCAGCAGCCCGGCGUAGCUAGACCAGCCAAUCUCAGUCCAGGCGCACAACAACAGGGCCCGGCUCAGCAGAUCGGUGCCAUCGAUGCUCCUCAUCCUCCACAGCCAGGCGUUCCGGGGCCUCCGCCGCCCACCUGGCUCAUGUCUGGUCUUGCUCAGCUCAACCGCAACUACCCGAACGACUCGUUUGAAGGCGUGAUGCGCUACUCUGCCGUCGAUACUGCCACCAUGCUGCCUGUCGCGAAUGCAAACGCUACGCAUCCGGGCCAGAAGUUGAAAUACCAGUACCUUCCACGUAUCCGAUGUCACGACUGUCCUGGAAAGCUGUACACACCUGGCCCCGGCACGACAGUCGAUAAUUUCGAAGUGCACCUGCGGAACCGACAGCACAAGGAGCGUGUUGAGGAGAGAUUGGCGAGAAUGGCAGGAUCGAACGCUUCUGCAUCGUAGCUGUACUCUACUAGGGCUGAGCUGGAGUAUUAAGGAGGGGGAGGGGGAUUACAUGGAUCUAGCAGGCGUGUUCUUACUUUUUUUUUUUUUGAACGUUUUCUUUUGUCGAAGGCAUCUAUCUGCCCGACAUGGUACAUAGGAUAUAGGAGCUGUGGGCUAUCAGUCCGUCGUUGUUUUUUUUUAAAGCAUCUCCCUAUUUUCCCUCAGGGCUGUCCUCAUGUAUUAGCUGAUCUACUCAAUUCUUGGUGGCGCAAGUUAAGUUCCAAUUGGGGAAUCUGAGUCUUUUGCCUCCCAUAUCUGCAUGGGAGAUUGAAAUCCAUGAAGAUGUUAUAUUGAGAUGAGAACGAGAACGAUUUGUUUUUGUUACACUUGAGUUGUAAGCCUUGUGGAUAACUAGUUCAAGGUAGUUAAUAUAGAGACAGAUGACUUAUAAUAAUAUAAUACAG
Molecule: messenger RNA, 3365 nt
Organism: Paecilomyces variotii
Lineage: Eukaryota; Fungi; Ascomycota; Eurotiomycetes; Eurotiales; Thermoascaceae
Product: putative SWI-SNF complex subunit
Exons: 2
Coding region: 481-2919 (812 amino acids)
Biological process (GO): regulation of transcription by RNA polymerase II; chromatin remodeling
Cellular component (GO): SWI/SNF complex; nuclear chromosome; nucleus
Molecular function (GO): transcription coregulator activity
Source: RefSeq, a predicted model, not a curated record